GAGAUUAAACAAAAAAAGCUGAGCUGUGAUUGGUGGACAGAUUUGGGCUCGCGCGUUACUUUUCGCCGCAGCUCAGGAUCUCAUUACGGACUCUGAGAACUGCAGCUCUGCGUGGACCUGUUCAUUCUUGAGGGACUGCAAACAAGUAGAUCUAAACAAAAAAAAAAUGACGAUUAAAUUAAUUCGUGACCAUGGACAGCAUUAUAGACCUCGAAUGGCCUGUCUGAAAAAGCUCGAGGCCUUGGUGCUGGCGAUGCAGGACCCAAAAUCUGGGGUAAACUCUUCUGAGCAAAAAUUAAACAUCACUUCCAUUCCACAUGUCAUCGCAGGACAGGACAUCCUUGCGUGGAUUGCCAGUCAUAUGAAGGUGGAUAAUCAAGAGGCUCAGAUAAUUGGCACCAUGUUAGUCGCUUUUGGCUUCAUCUACCCACUAGAAGACCACAAAAGACUCAUGUUUAAGCCAGAAGGAAGUUUUUAUCGCUUUCAGUCACCCUACUUCUGGCCGGUGCAAAAAUGGAAGGCGGAAGACAUAGAUUAUGCAAUUUAUUUGGCGAAGAGAAACAUUCGAAAGAAGGGGACACUUGAUUGCUAUGAACAGGAGAACUACAACAGGCUUCACAAAUGGCUCGGCUACAAAUGGGAUUUUAUUGUGAUGCAAGCCAAGGAGCAGUACAGAACAGGAAAGCUGAGAAACAAAUCCGACCGGGUUGUGUUUGAUUGCCAGGAAAGGGCUUACUGGAUAGUUCAUAGGCCUCCACCUCAAACUCACAGUGCCAUGGACUAUGGCAUGGAUCGGCUUAUUGACCCUAACAAAGAAGAGAAACAAACCUUUGACUACUAUAGAAGAAUUAUCAUCUACAUGCAACAGGUGAUCAUGAGACCGAGGGUGAAAUCCACAGUGUCCCUGGGAGCCCUUGUGAAACGCAUGACAACAUAUCAGGACCAUGAUCCGUUUCUCAAACCGUGUGUUCCCAGCAACCCCUGGCAGACUGAUGAUGUUACAUACUGGGAUCUGAACAUGAGAAAUGUUGAAAUUCCCACAAAGAUGAGAGUUGAGCGCUGGUCCUUCAGCUUUUACGAGUUACUCAUUGAUCCACGGGGACGUGCCGAUUUCAAACUCUUCCUGAAGAAGGAAUUCAGCGGUGAGAAUUUGGCUUUCUGGGAGGCUGCUGAGGAGAUGAAGUGGGGAGCAGCAUCAUCCAUGUCUGAGAAAGCAGAGACCAUUUUUAAGACUUUUUUAGCUCCAGGAGCUCCACGAUGGAUCAACAUUGACGGUCGGACAAUGGGACUGACGGUGAAGGGUUUAGAACAUCCACACCGCUACGUCCUGGAUGCUGCUCAAACACACAUCUUCAUGCUGAUGAAAAAGGACACAUUUUAUCGCUACCUGAAGUCACCAGUUUACAAGGACAUUCAAAAAAAGGCAAUCUCACUCGUGCCACACAACUUUACUGAUGCCCAGCUGGAGCAAAAUGCUAGAAACCGUAAGCCCAGCGUUGACCCUAUCAUCCUGUGGCAGCAGGAACAAGAGGAAAAAGCCAAAGCGGCUGCUGCGGCCGGACCGAUUGAUAUUAAAAAACUGAUGGCCAGCAAACUAGACCGAAAGUGAUCAAGUUUAGUGCAACUGUAAAUUUCACCAUCGGUAAAACAUAAGAAAACAGGUUACAUAGGAAUCUUAUUAUCUGAGGGGUGUUCAAGUCAAACUGGGACUCAUGAUGAAUUUUUUUUAAUUAAUGAAGGUGUAAUACCGACUGACAUUUACAGACUUCAGGAUAAGUACAGUGAUAAGAUUCUUAGCUGCAGUAAAACUUUUGAAUAAUGCUUGCUUUUCAAAGAUUAAUAAAAGUGUAUUGUAUUAGUGUUACAGGGGAUUAUAUAGAGAAAUAAACUUAGUUUUUACUCUCAAUCUUGGUUUGACUUAAACGGCACUCAUAUAGCAUACACUUAUUGAAACAGUGUUUAUUAUAUUCACAGGGUGUACAAAAAUAUUUUUUUGACAGCAGUUUUGUCUAAGAUGUCUAUGAUUUCUUUAAAAAGCUGAUAAAUGUUCAUGCUCGGCAUGCAUGUGAUGUAUUUGGAUAUCCUAAUAUACUGCUUGCUAGUCUGGAAUCUGAGAAAACAUUUUAAUAUUAACACAAGAGCAUGGAAUGUCCAACUGAUUAAUGGUUUGUGCUUUUUUUAAAAAAAAGGUUUUGGACAAGCUUUAUUUUCCUCAUAAAUCCUCUUGUUAAAGUUCAAUUAGUGUGCACAAUUAUAAUUAUUACUAUUAAUUACUAUUCAUACCCAUGAAAAUCUGCACCAUGUUCCUGUCAAAUUAUAAAUUACAAUAUUGUCACAAAGCAACUUUACAGAAAUCUUUUGUUGUGCUGGUUGGUGUAGAUGUUUUAAAUAGCAGAAGACUUAUGGCACACACAUUCGAAUUCACACUCUUCGGUACACAACGUUUGGUUCAGUGAGCCUUGUGAUCCGAAUGAUCUUUAUAGCCUAAAGAUUUUAACAGUGAACUGUAUCGUCAGUGUUUUAGAUUUAACAAACAAACAUGUCUAUAUGUUAAUCUAAAUAUAAUAGUUUCUACUGUAUAUACAGUAUAAAUCAUUUACUUCAUUACUAUAAUUAAGUAUAUACCUUCUUUAUCUGUACUUUACUUUAGCAGUUUUAUUAGUGGACACAUUUUACCUUUACUCACUACUUCACUAUUUCUCUGCAUUUAUGGCAUUGUAUUACUUAACCAAAGUAGUGUGUAUAUCUCAUCACAAUGCCACCUGGAAUUGGGUGGGAUAUGUUCAACAAACUGAACAUUUUGUCCCUAAAGCUGAUUUGUUGGAAGCAAAAAAAAUGGGCAAGCGUAAGAAUUUGAGCGACUUUGACAAGGGCCAAAUUGUGAUGACUGGACGACUGGGUCAGAGCAAUUCAAAAACAUGUGAGAUAUUCCCGGUCGAAAGUGGUCCAAGGAAGGAAAACCAGUGAACUGGCGACAGGGUCAUUGGCGGCAAAGGCUCACUUAUGCAAGUGGGGAGUAAAAGCUGGCUCGUGUAGUCCUAUCUGAUAGAAGAGCUACUAGCUUAAAUUGCUGAAAAGUUAAAGCUGGUUCGCAUAAAAAGGUGUUCGAACUCACAGCGCAUCUGUUAGGAGCUUUAAAAAUGCUGUAAUGGAUUUAGGGUUUCCAUUACUCAGCAGUCACUGAAAAUAACUGUUCACUGUAUCAUAAUUUGAGAAUGUGUCCAAUCUUAGGAAAUAUUAGCCAGAUCUAUGGAUGGUAAAAAAAUUAUUGCUCUGAUCCAGAGAUUCAUUAAUUGAUCCUGAGCCAAUGUUACUAUGCGUUCUCCUCCAGGUUGUCCAGUUUCCUCCUAAUUGUCCAAUCACCUUCCAAAAACUUACAAGUUGGUGGAGUGGCUAAGCUGAAUUGCUGUCAAGUGUGGACGAGUAUAAAUGUACAUUCUGGCAUUAGACUGGUAUCUCACUUAGGGUGUGUUUCCACUUUGUGGCCAGCAGAUUUGAGUUUAGGAUUUAAUACUGAAAACUGCACACACAGCUUUUUACCUGUACUGAAAUUCUGCAGGUCAACAAUCGUCUGUCACUAUGUCAUCCCUCUAUUCAUUUAGAGUAAAGAAGGAGUUUUAUAUUUUGUCAAUUAGGUAAACUUAAAAUCAGAUCCUCCAUGUCCUGAAUGUGAGAGAAAGUUCUAACUUCAGAAUAUUGUUUGGUACAUGGAUUGUGUAAUGUCUCAUAAUUAUUCUGUCCUAUUUUAUGUCUUUUUCUUACUGCCUGAGUUUGAUUGAAGUACUGUACUGUAAAGCUGUAGUAAAA
This is a messenger RNA of Clarias gariepinus (North African catfish), 3807 nucleotides long. RefSeq names its product regulator of G protein signaling 9a (gene rgs9a). Lineage: Eukaryota; Metazoa; Chordata; Actinopteri; Siluriformes; Clariidae. Gene Ontology annotation, biological process: intracellular signal transduction; G protein-coupled receptor signaling pathway; regulation of G protein-coupled receptor signaling pathway. The transcript is spliced from 17 exons. The coding region runs from base 167 to 1609 and encodes 480 amino acids. The record is from RefSeq and is a predicted model, not a curated record.